Molecule: messenger RNA, 7943 nt
Organism: Cottoperca gobio
Lineage: Eukaryota; Metazoa; Chordata; Actinopteri; Perciformes; Bovichtidae
Product: polycystic kidney disease protein 1-like 2
Exons: 40
Coding region: 1-7353 (2450 amino acids)
Biological process (GO): detection of mechanical stimulus
Cellular component (GO): membrane
Molecular function (GO): carbohydrate binding; protein binding; calcium channel activity
Source: RefSeq, a predicted model, not a curated record
AUGGACGAAAGCUUGGAUAUCAAUGACACGCCACAAUUACUCAUCUUUAUCCGAACGAUCAACAGUAAGUUUGACAUUACAGAAGAACUGCUUGACAUGGUUUCACUGAAAAAUGGAACAACGGGCAUUGAAAUAAAAAACGCUGUGCUGGAAACAUUAGAAAAGUUUAACAUUGGACCAGAAAAAAUCACAGCAUUCACAACAGAUGGCACACCGGCCAUGCUUGGUAAGAGGAACGGAGCCGUGGCUUUGCUGAAAGAAACGCUGAAAAAUGGCGGGAUUGCUGCUGAGGGUAUUUUCUCAUACCAUUGUAUUGUGCAUCAACAAGCCUUGUUUGCUAAGUUCAAAUGUAUGAAUGAAGUGAUGGCAAAUGUAAUCGAAGUGGUUAAUUAUAUCAGGGCCCGUGCAAGAAACCACUUAAAUUUUAAACUGCUGUGCGAGGAGUUUGACACUCACUAUGGAGAUUUGGUGUUACACACCGAGAUCAGAUGGCUGUCUAAAGGACGUAUGCUUGCACAUUUCAUGGACCUGCUUGAACCCCUGAAAUCCUUCAUUGUCGGCCAAGGGGAGACUUCCCGAUUUUCCUUUUUGGAUGAUAAAGAGUGGGUGCUGUCUGUUGCGUUCCUGUGUGACAUUACGCAGCACUUGAACGAACUUAAUCUCAAAAUGCAGGGAAGAAACAAGACCGUGUAUGAGCUCUACACGGCUAGAGCCUUUGGAGGCUCCUGCUUUGAGUUUGUGGAUCUCCAGCAUACUUUCUUCAGUGCGCAGGUAUGGUGUGAGCAGCGUGGUGGACACCUUGGAUUCAUCCCAGAUGAAGAAACUCAAUAUUUCCUCCAAAGACUAUUGGACCCCAAGAAGGACGUGUGGCUUGGAGUAGCAACCUCUCCCGCUCCAAACCUGCUAUAUUCUUCAACUGUUGAAGGUGCCCUUUCUUGGCUGGAUGGUUCACAUGUAACCUAUUCAAACUGGGUGAGAAGCCCACAGCCAGGAGCAGUUUGUGGACACAUACUGAGAGAUUCAGGGUUUCAAUGGGAAGCUACAGGAGACUGCAACAAAACACUGCCCUUCAUCUGCCAGUUUGACUCCGGCAGAACCAUUGUGUGUGCAGGUCGUAACACCACUCUGCAGUGUGGAUCUGGUCAAGUCUUAAUGAUAGAUGGCGGCUUCUAUGGUCGUAAGAACAUUUAUUACUGUCGAUCCAUGCUCUCCCCACCGACAACAUCCACAGAUCAUCAGUGCAUCUGGGUGGAUGUUGUAGACUCAUUAAAAGCUCGCUGCCACAACCGUCAGGUCUGUCAGAUUGCUGAAGUUGUGGACUUCUUUGGUGAACCCUGUCCUAAACUGGGGAGCUACCUGUCUGUGGAGUACAACUGCAAAGAUGGGCUCACACUGUCAGUGAGCACGGUGGCUGCUGUUUUUGAUGACGUCACCAUCAGUGUGAAGUGGCUCUUAUAUUUGCCGCAGGGAAACCUUAGCUGCAAGCUGAAUACCGGAGAUGGCCAUGUUGUUUAUCUGCAUAGUCCAGAAGGGUUGGAGAGCAGCAAGAUGCACAAAUAUACUUAUCCAAGCACAUUUGUUGUGGCAGUUGAAUGCACCCGCAGUGGCAUACACAUUACAGCUCAGAGCAUAAUCACCAUUCAAGAGCCCAUCACAGUGUUUGGCAUAGUCAGGUGCUAUGCUGGGAAACUGUCUUUUCAUGUAACCAACUGCAAUGCCCUUGACAGAGAGCCAUUUCAAAUUCAAAUGGAGGUAAAAACAGGUACAAAUGUGAGCUACAGGAUACAGAAAGAUAAAAUGUUGUUGUCAGGUGCAUCUGUGGUCAGAGGAAAUGUUCCCCAGAACAUCACACUGACUCCAGAAAUGGUGAAGCAGCAUGGGCCUGGCUGCCACCAGUUGACACUUUAUGCAUCUAACAUGGUCACGUUCCCUGAAGUGUCCACAGACCUGCAGAUGUGUGUGUUGGAGAAAGUAACCGGGCUUCAGGCCUCUGUGGUGACAGAGAGGGAUGAUUGUCUAGGCUCUCCAGAUCUUACAGUUGCUGUUUCACUCGAACGGGGCGUGCCUGUGCUGCUCCUCUUCUCUCUGACUGGUGACAACAGCUCAUACUCUGAGACCAGAAAAAUGAAUACAAGCAUGGGCACUUUUCAUAUUGAACACCCGAUUCAAGCGGAUGUCGUACCUCUUUACAAAACAUACACCAUAAAGACCAAAUCAUCUGGAAAGAAACCAGAUGCUGACAAAGAAAACCCAGGAGACGGUGACACUAUCUCCCCUACCAAACCUACCACCCCUAUCGCUGGUCCUGCUUCUACAUCAUCUGGCACUAUUAGUGACACCACUACCACCCGUACCAACCCUACCACCGCUGGUCCUGCCGCUACAUCCCCUGGCACUAUAAGUGAUGCUACUACCACCCGUACCAACCCUACCACUGCUGGUCCUGCCAUUACAUCCCCUGGCACUAUUAGUGACACCACUAGCACACCUACUACCGCAAACACCAUUGAUACAUCUCUACCAGCAACCAGUAAGCAUCUGCGUUGCAGUAAUAACAAUGAGGUGAAGUCAGUCUUCCUUCCUCUGGGAGAAAGCAGUUCCAACUACAUCCUGAUUAUCAAAGCAACUGCUAAAAAUAGCAGCUUUGUAACUAGCACCACUAUAACGGCAAAGGUGCUGGAUUCCACAGCGGACUCCAGCUCUUCAGUAGAUGGUCUCAAGGCUACAGUGGAGAAUGCUGUGGCUCCGCUAAAGAAACAAGGUCUACUGUCGGUUGAAACUCUUCGUGAGAAGAUUCUGGGCAUAAUGAUUGACACAGUAAAAGAAGCUCCCACCAACACGCCAGAAGAAGUUCAGGUGAUAGCCAGGGGACUUAAUGCUGUCGUCCAGAAAGGCUCUGAACUCAGCUCCUCUGCUCAGCUUGUCGGUUCGUCAUACCGGGUGUGUUUUGUCCUGCGGCUCGCUGUGGUUUCCCUGAAAAACAUCUCUGAUGCCCUUCUCCUUGCUCUGAGCAAUACACAGAGCGCACUGCUAGCAUUUAUAGAUGCUAACGGGGGGCCAUCUAUCAUCCAACAAGGCCAUAUUGGUCUGUUUGUUAAUAGAUUGACAAUGGGAAGUUUGCACACAGAGUUCAUAAAUAUUCCCAGCAGUUUUGGCCCCACAUUUUCUCUCCCUGCACUUCAAUCUAUAUUACAUUCAGAUGAACCAGUGGAUGUACGAAUGCUGAGUGUAGAUAAAAACCCAUUUUCCUGGAAUGAGAGAGGGAACAUCAGUGGUCAAACAGCUGCCCUAUCCCUCACGAGAAAAGAUGGCUCCAGUAUCGCUGUGGGGAACUUGAGUGAGGAUAUUAAGAUUCUGUUGCCAAGGCCUGUUGGAGAGCAGGUGAACGCCUCUUUUUUGGACCUGGGGAACUACAGCACAACGAUCAUUGACAUUCCUUCAGCUGACUCUACGCUGGUUUUAAAGAUGGUGCCUUCAAAUGAUCCUUUACCCUUCAAACUGUUUCUUGGUUAUAUGGACUACCCUACUGAAACAAAUAAUGUAGCAAUGACAGAGAUGCCUCACCAGGGUACUACACAAGAGGAGAGAUACACUUGGCUACUAGACCCUAAGGAUUUAAAGGGAAACACUGGAGUGCACUAUCUUGUAGUGAGGCCCAUUGUAGGUCCGGGUAUAAAAUCCAUCAAUGCCAAUUUAUCAAUUACCUCCAUAACUACCGCAUGUAAAUUUUGGGAUGAGUCAAUAUUUGAGUGGAGCACUCAUGGAUGCAGGGUUGGUGUUCAGAGCACUCAUUUAGUCACCCAGUGCCUCUGCAACCAUCUUACAUUUUUUGGGAACUCAUUCUUCGUCACCCCCAACCUUGUCGACGCGUCACGCACCGCAGAGCUGUUUGGGACUUUUGCUGAGAACCCUUUGGUUGUCUGCUUUGUGGGGUCACUUUUUGUGGCCUAUCUUUUGGUGGUUGUGUGGGCCAGACGAAAAGACAUUCAAGACACGGCCAAGGUGAAGGUGACUGUGCUAGAGGACAACGACCCCAUGGACGAGUACUACUACCUGUUGAGUGUCAGCACUGGGCACCGGAGAGGAGCCUCAACUUCCUCUGAGGUGACAAUCACUCUGCUGGGUGCAGAGGGAGGCAGUGAACCACAUCAUCUCUCGGAUCCAAAGAAAUGUGUGUUUGAGAGAGGUGCGGUGGAUUUGUUCCUGAUAACUACACCCUUCUCCUUGGGAGACCUACAGGGCAUCAGACUGUGGCACAACAAUUCAGGAAGCCAUCCUGAAUGGUAUGUUGGCAAUGUCAUGGUGCAGGAUUUACAUGCGAAGCAUAAAUGGCAUUUCCUAUGCAACUCCUGGCUGGCCAUAGACAGCGGGGAUUGUUCCCUAGAUAAAGUGUUUCCUGUUUCGACAGAGAUUGAUUUAAAGAGGUUCAGUAACUUGUUCUUUAUGAAGACUUCAAAGGAUUUCAGUGACGGACACCUGUGGUACUCUGUGAUCAGUCGACCACCGAGCAGCAGCUUCACCUGUGUUCAGAGAGUUUCCUGCUGUUUUACCCUGCUGCUCUGUACCAUGCUUACCAGUGUCAUGUUUUAUGGCAUCCCAACUGAUCCCUCUGAGCAGACCAUGGACCUUGGUCACUUUGAGUUUACCUGGCAACAGUUUAUGAUUGGAGUUCAGAGCUCCCUCAUUAUGUUUCCCAUGAAUAUCCUUAUUGUUAGCAUCUUCAGAAACACUCGUCCUCGAGAGACAUUUUGUUGCAAGCGCAAAACAGAAAAACGAGAUGCCCUUGAACGGACGUCUUUCUCACAGACUACCACCACCAACAUGAAUGUUAAUGUUACUUUGGACACUGUCCUUAAGGAUAUCAUAAGAAUUGCCCAGUCACUGUCUAAGACCGUGAAAAGCAACAUAACAUUCAUAGAGUCAGAGUUUGGCUCCGGACAACAAGUAGAUAUCAAUGAUGUGCUUUCUGUGGUGGAGAACUUCAUCAGACAGAAUAACCAAACCAGCGACUCCACCCAGCCCAAAACGUUUUCCAACCUCAUUCAGCCUCAGCUACCAGAAUGCGGUGCUAGUCUACAUCCUGGGUCAACAGAGGAAGGGAUUCAAAAGAAGAGCAACAAAACCCAAUAUCUAUAUCGGCAGCUGUGUCACAUCGACAAAGAGCUGUGUCUGCUGGGACCCUCUGGCUUCCCCACCCCACACAGCUACUGCCAGGCUGUGCAGCAAAUCCAUAGCAUGAAGGGAUUUCUUGAAGAUCAGCUCUUCACAUUCAGCUUUGUCAACCCAGAAGAACUCAAUCAGAAGAAGUUGAGCCCUGCAGACAGCACUGAUGGUGACGGUAGUCAGAAGAAAAGGGUGUGCUGUCAUGGAGGCCUACCUUGGUGGUUUAUUUUUGUCGGCUGGCUGCUUAUGAUCGCAAGCAGUUUUGUUGCAGGAUAUUAUACAAUGCUUUAUGGGCUGAAAUUUGGAAAGGAACGCUCUGCGAGCUGGUUGGUGUCCAUGAUUGUCUCCUUUUUUCAGAGUAUCCUCAUCAUUCAGCCAUUGAAGGUGCUAUGUCUUGCAGUCUUCUUUGCACUUGUAAUAAAGAAAGUUGAUGAGGAAGAUUAUCAAAAUAUGCUGUUUGAAGGAAUUGACAGAAAUCUAGGUGAUCGUAAGGACCAAGAAACGGUCGGACGGGAUAACAGUCUCUAUGAGCCUCCUCCUGCUGCGGACAUUGAGACGAUGAAAAGGAACAAGAUCAUGGAACAGAAAGCCUUUGCCCUCCUCAAGGAGAUUUUGACCUACAUGGGAUUUAUGUGGAUGCUUCUGCUGGUGGCGUACGGCCAGAAAGAUCCCAAUGCUUUUUUCCUGAAACAGCACAUCCGGGAUAGCUUCAGUCGAGGGAUUUCCGACAGCAUGAGUCUUGGAGAUGUGUUCUCGUGGGCCAACACAUCGCUACUAAGUAACCUUUUUGGAGUUUAUCCAGGAUUUAUCACAGAUGGAAACUCCAAGCUAGUGGGUAAAGCCCGUCUUCGUCAAUUGAGAGUGCAGAAGAAUUCCUGUCAGAUUGCAGGCUCCAUGCUCCAGUUUGUACCAGACUGUCAUGCUCCAUAUUCAUGGGACGUGGAGGACAUAGACUCCUACGUCCCUGGCUGGAACCAUUUGUUGAGGGAUAAUAUCUCUACAAGCACCUCCAGCUCAUGGAGGUACCAGACACAGGCUCAGCUCAGGGCUCAUCCUGUCCGGGGAAAAAUGGUGCUGUACAGGGGAGGUGGCUUUGUAGUGGAGCUCGGCCCGGAUUCACAAAAUGCAAGCAGCACCCUUGAGUAUCUGUACAGGAACACCUGGUUGGAUACGUACACAAGGGCAAUCUUUGUAGAGUUUACCGUCUAUAAUGCUAAUGUGAACCUCUUCUGCAUCGUCACACUCUUACUUGAGACGUCAGCUGUAGGAGCAUUUCAGUUCUACAGUGAGCUGCAGAGUGUUCGUCUUUACCAAUCAACUGGUGGUCUUCACUUCUUUGUUAUGGCUGCUGAGAUCAUAUACCUUCUUUUCAUCCUCCAUCACAUGUUCCUGCAGGGCAAAUUAAUGAAGCAGCAGCGGUGUGCUUACUUCAGGAACAAGUGGAAUCUUCUUGAGUUGACUAUCAUCUUACUGAGCUGGAGCGCCGUGGCUGUCUUCAUCAAGAGGACCCUGCUUGGGAACCGCGACAUGACCUACUACCAAAACCACAAGGACAAAUUUGCCAGUUUUUACGAGACAGCCACAGCGGACUCAUUUCUUCAGUAUCUGAUCGCCUUCCUGGUUCUGCUUGCCACCUUCAAACUGUGGUACCUGCUCAGACUGAACCCCAAGAUGAACAUGAUCACUGGUGCACUGCAGCGGGCGUGGGGUGACAUUUACGGUUUACUUUUGGUCAUUGUGAUCAUGUUCGUGGCAUAUUCCGUUGCGAGCAACAUCAUUUAUGGCUGGAAGAUAUCCUCAUAUAGAACUUUGACUGAUGCUCUUCUGACCAUCAUCAGUUUGCAGAUAGGCAUCUUUAACUACGACGAGGUCUUGGACUGCAGCCCCAUCCUUGGUGGAUUACUCUUUGGCUCCUGUAUUGUGUUCAUCACGUUUGUGGUGCUCAAUCUCCUCCUCUCAGUGAUCCUCGUUGCAUUCAACCAGGAGCAAAUAUAUCACAAGCCCUCAGACGAGGAGGAGAUUGUUGACCUGAUGCUGAAGAAAAUCUGCAGUCUUUUUGGGAUCAGAUAUAAAGAUUCAAAAGACGCCCUCGGGCCUGAUGUGAACGGGGCUGAAGGCAUGACCCUUAAUAACAGCAGAAAUAUCCUUAACAAUUCCUCAAUUGAUGUAAACAAGUUUUCAGACAUCUGACUACUCAGUUAGGAAUAUGGCUUUAUUUUGUUGUAUUUCAUAUUUGAGUGAGCCAAUAUCCACAUUCUCAUUCGUUCUGGUUUGUUAUUCUUUGACUGUUCCCUACUGGGACGUCACAGCAUGCUGUGCUGCUUUGUGAAUAUGGUGUGAUAGAUAAUUAUCAAAAACCAAAGUAUACUACACGCUGUUGGUGUGAAUAUGAUGUUUAUUUAGACAAAGUUUAUUGUAUUCACAGCAAUAUUUUCUUCUCAUUGAUCAUUACUUGGGACGCAUAAAUAGAACGUUACACACUUGAAUAUAACAGUGUAUUCACUUGACAAAGGUGUGGGUCCUAAUUAAUAAUCGAGAUGUGAGACGAUUACACUAUAGUAUUUAUGUUCACAUGUUUAAAAAAUGAAUUGAGAAUUAGUUGGUAUAGUUAAGUUAAGAAAAAGUAUGUAUAUUUGUUAACCUUGUCAACUCUCUAUUCUAGAGAACUGACCUGAUUGGCCAGUUUGAACUGAGAAGGCGGGCUCUAUUGCUAUAUACUGUAUGUGACUGGAAUGACAGAGAAAGGGCUUGUUGGUUUUUUGGAUAGCUGGAAAAUAAAA